Molecule: messenger RNA, 3992 nt
Organism: Periconia digitata
Lineage: Eukaryota; Fungi; Ascomycota; Dothideomycetes; Pleosporales; Periconiaceae
Source: the annotation of a GenBank genome assembly
UCUGACUUCAUUUCAACUUGAACAGUAUAAUGGCUGACCGGAACUGUGAAAUACCAAGUCGCACGUGGGAGCACCGGAAAGCCGUCCGUGGGGAGAGCAGGCGCGAGCAGCAAUUCUAUCAAUAUUAUGGUCCCUUCCAACGGAUGACCGAUUACGGACCUACAUUUUGCGAUGUUAGAGUCGCAGAAUCCAGAGAGAAACACAAAGCAGUCACAUGUCCCGAUAAAAUUCUCACAGCCUUCUGCCAGUUGGGUGCUUUGAGAAUGAACGCUCGCCGGUGUCUAAUCUUCUUCUUCGAUGUCAACCAUGCCUAUAUAAUGGCAGAAGCAACCAAGACGUUGUCCCUGGAAAAUGACGCAACGCAUGAACCAGGGGAUGAGCUUUGGAUGGGUCACUCAGUGAUUCCUCGCGAUGUUGCUUGUUGCGAAACUACUGUCAAUCUCCCCUCGUUCCCUACUCCCACUGCCGCAGAUGGCGAUAUGAACAAGAGCGUUUUCAUUGUGAAGGAUUUGACUAAGCAUCCGGACUUAUCUACGAGACCCUAUGUCACUGAAUACCCUAAUGGUCGGUUCUAUGCUGGUGUCCCCAUCACCACACCAUCUGGCGUCAACAUUGGGGCGUACUGCAUCCUCGACGAUAAAGUCCGUGACGGCGUUUCAAAGGAGGACCUUGUUUUCUUAGGCGACAUGUCCCAGACUGUUAUGAAUCACCUCGAAACUGUGCGUGAUCUUUUUGAACGGCAGCAAAGCAAUCGCAUGGUAGCCGGGCUGGGAGACUUUGUAAGACCUGCUCUGAAAUCGGAUCGCAAAGCACCACCCGCAACAAAUAUGCUUUUGAACGAAAAUGGAAUGGGGAAUCGAGUGUCUCAGUCUUCCCAAUUUCUUCUACCAGAUUCGCUGAUCGACAGAAAGAAAACGCCUACCUCAGUGUUACCAGAAAGGAUAGGUAAUGAUUACUUAACCACCCCAAAUCCACUUGAUGGACAGGCCGGCCUUCCCCAGACAUCUAUAGUGGGCUCCUCUCUCGAGACGCCCCCAAAAGAUUUUUUCAAGACCGUUUCCGCGAAUGAUUGGGACAACAAGUUCCUGAAUCGACAAAUGCGAACGGAUACUUGGGAUGCACCAGAGUCUAUGGCGUUUCAGAUGGAAGAAGAUCACACAACCCGCCCGCCGCCUCGCUCAGAAGGCGAUGCCAAUAAUGUAAAUAGUACAUUUCAACGCGCCGCCGAAAACCUCUGUCAAUCUCUGGAUGUAGAUGGGGUUGUCUUCCUCGAUGCUUCUGUCCAAGUAUUCGGUGGGCUGGCCAAAGCUCAGGACGUUGAAUCCACCGAAGGGAGCACCGCUGAUAGCGAUGACUCGGUAGAUUCCCAUUCGCACUCAGACUCUGCAACAGAUAAAUCACAUUACGAGUACGCAAGGACCUGUCGGGUACUAGGCUGCGCACAAAUGCUGCAGGAGGGCCGAAGCGAUAGGGGUCUCCCCAAAGAUCGGCCUCCUCAAAAGUUGACCGAAUCAUUUUUGCGUCAGCUCAUGCGUAGAAAUCCGAACGGCAGGAUCUGGACAUUUGAUGAGAAUCUCAAAAUCCACAUGGAAGACGGUUCCUCCUCGGAUGACUCUGGUGGCAACGAAACAGUCAUAGAAGUGUCAACACCGCGCACUCAAAAACGCAGGACGAUCGGCAGAGAUCAACGCAGUGAUGGAGAGAUCUUACAGUCUGCAUUCCCUGGAUCCCGAUGUAUAGCACUCCAUGGUAUCUGGGACCACAUGAGAAAACGAUGGUCGGUUGCAGGUCUGUACUGGACUUUCGAUCCGCUCAGACACAUUAGAGAGAGCGAAAUGCACUUCGUUGCAGCUUUCUGUGACGUGGUUGUUGCAGAAACUAAGCGCUUAGAAGUACUGGGUUCCGACAAAGCAAAAUCGGACUUCAUCUCAAGCAUAUCUCAUGAGCUCCGUUCUCCGCUACACGGCAUCCUUGGCUCAUGCGAGAUGUUAUCAGAAUAUGGGCUUGAUAACACAGCUUCGACCCUCGUUGAACAAAUCGAUGCAUGCGGACACACGUUACUUGAAAUCAUCGAUCAUCUUCUUGAUCUUGCAGAGGUCAAGAGCCAGCGGCUAACUAAGGGUGCUGUGAGAAGUUCAAGAAUCGGUCAGCAUCUUCAACCUACUGGGAAUUCCCCUGUUGAAGGUACACAAGCUUUGAACGCGAGCAUUGCAUUGGAUGAUUUGACUGAAGACGCUGUCGUCUCUUCCGUAUACUCAUUCUACUACAACCAAGGCGCCGAUGAACGAUCUAGUACGCCGGUUAUUCUUGACAUCGAUCGAUCUACUGGUGAAUCCUGGGGCUGUAGCUUAGCAUCUGGUGGGUGGAAACGUAUUUGCAUCAACCUAGUCACAAAUGCACUCAAGUACACACCUUCUGGUUUCAUCCGGGUUUCCUUGAAGCAGAAAUCUAAACCAGGGCCGCGCCGGCGGUUCGAUGCCGUGUUGACUGUGUUAGACAGCGGAAAGGGUAUGUCCAAAGAGUUCCAGAGUAAUCAUCUUUUCCACGAUUUCUCCCAAGAAGACACGCUAUCGAAUGGCUUAGGUCUUGGUAUGCACAUGGUAUCUCGCAUGGUACACGCGAUGGGGGGUGAGAUCGAAGUCACAAGCGAUCAGAAUGGCACAGGCACUCGUGUCACUGUGCGAGUGCCACUAGAAAACCAUCAGAUCAGCCAGAAUCGAAGCGACUCCGAAGAAAUUGCGGUUCAGAAAGUCUUCGAAGGCCUGACGGUUGGCAUCGUGAAAGGAACAAGCAGUUCUCCAGUCAACCGUGAAGACUUUUUAAAAUCUACAGCGUCUGCAAUGGCGGUCACUUCUAUUGAGAAUAACAUCAAAUUUCUAGGUGCAUCCUUGGAACAUUUUGAAUGGGAAAGCAGCAGCUCUCACGACCUCAAUAUUGUUAUGGAGGCUGGAUUAGCGGAAUGCCUUUCGGCCAUUGAAAAUAGUCGGACUGCAAACGAAAAGGUGGCAACCAAAGGCAGCCAUCAUCCGCCGAUUCUUGUCAUAUGCAGAAACAGCCGAAGUGCACAAAUACUCCGGGACAUUUGGAUGAUGAACGAUCUCAGAUUUCAUGUAACCAUGGAGCAUAUUCAUCUGCCUUGCGGAAUUAGGCAGAUAACUCGAGCGAUUUUUUCAGUUUUGCGUCUGCAUAAAAAACGCACAACUAUAGGCCCCGCCAUAUCAGCACUUCGUAAGAACGAUUCGUCUCGGGAACGCAGUGUUGCACCGCACAACAUCGAGGCUCACAGCCGGUCUCAAUCGAAGUUGUCCACCACACCAUCCGUUACCAAACGACUGGUUUUGAAUCAGAAAGAGGCUGACCCUGUACCUUCUCUCAUACAUGACACAUACAUAUCUUCAAAUGAGCAACGAAGGUCACUGUCAAAACCCGACUUAAUCUCGCAAGGGCGUACGUCGACAUAUCCUCUAGCCCAUUCAGACGCAGAACCGCCACACGGACAGACAAAAGACGCCCAUCCUUCGCCAACCAUACCGACUAUACAUACUAAUACGUCUAGAUCUAAAAGGCCAACGCUCCUCCUCGUUGAUGAUAACGAUAUCAAUCUCAGGCUGCUCACCGCCUUCGCCAAGAACCACGAAUACCCCUACAUGACUGCUUUAAACGGCCAGCUCGCCGUCAACUCUUUCGAAAAUGCACACAGAAAUCACAUCUCCCAAAGCAAUUCCGAGGAUGGGAACGGCAAAAAUGCUGGGAUGGGCAUACCCAGCGUGAUCCUCAUGGACAUCAAUAUGCCCGUCAUGGAUGGUUACGAAGCAGUGCAGCGUAUCCGGGCGUACGAGAAAAAGAAUCGCUUGAAAGCCUCCAAGAUUAUCGCCGUGACUGCCUUGCAGUCCGAAGCUGCGCAUGUUGAAGCGUUUGGGAGCGGGUUCGACAUGUUUUUGAGUAAGCCGUUGAAGUUGAAGGAUUUGGCACGACUGAUUGACGUUACGUGA